ACUAUUUGCCACCCGUUUUGAAAGGCACAAUCUUUUUCUGCACACCCCAUAGAGAAAUGGUCCUUUAUUAUUCUUCUCUCUUACCAUUACCGUCGCUGAUAACCUUCACUACCCGCGCACAACUCUCGUUGGACAAAGUCCCACGUGGGAAGGCCACACAGCCGGCUCAUUCACGUGUCGACCCUAAUGUCGAAGGUCGGAGCUCCGGCGAGUCUUUGGCUACGGUUUCUUCCUGCACCUGCGGAAGAAGGGUCUUCAUCAAAGCAGCUGCCACAUCUUUGCUUCCCAUUUGUCCGGCCAAAGCUUCCGAUUUCACAGCCACGCUGAGGAAGAUUCACCUGCCGAGGCCAGAUUGGUAUGAAGAAUUCUAUGCUUCAGUUCUUGAUACGAGCAUGAAAUCUUAUGAGGCUGAGAUUGCAGGAUACAAGUCUGAGCUCUUUGCUAAUUUGAGGGGAAAGGCUCGGAGAGUGUUAGAGAUUGGCAUUGGGACGGGUCCAAAUCUUACGUACUAUGCUGGAGAUAAUGGUGUCCAAGUUUUUGGCGUGGAUCCAAACGGAAAGAUGGAGAAAUAUGCCAAGGCUUCUGCAAUUGCUGCUGGUUUGUCGGUUCAGAAUUUUAAGUUUAUACAAGCAGUUGGGGAGGCUUUACCACUAGCAGAUGCUUCUGUUGAUGCCGUUGUUGGAACUCUUGUAUUGUGCUCUGUUGAAGAUGUUAACUUGACCUUGAAAGAGGUGAAGAGAGUUCUCAAACCAGGUGGACUUUAUCUCUUCGUGGAGCACGUAGCUGCAAAAGAAGGAACCUCACUCAGAUUUGUACAGAGCAUUCUUAACCCUUUGCAACAGACUGUUGCUGACGGGUGUCACCUCACAAGGGAAACUGGAAAGCACAUAUCAGAAGCUGGAUUUUCAAAUCUGAAGCUCAGCCUCACUUUCUUAUCUAAUGCCUCUCUUAUAAACCCUCACGUCUAUGGAAUAGCUUACAAAUAAUAGCAAAACAACCCUUAUAACACGGAUAAACUAUUUUUAACUUUAUUGGGGGGACAUAUUGGUCAGGUUGAAGGGUUAAUCAAUUAUAAACCUAUUAUAUGUAAGAUAUCAAAGUCCAACAUUUAUACAAGUGAAUUUAUAUAUUGACAAAAGGUACAUUCUUUACUAGGUGGGAUCUUUCGAACGAAAUUGUGGGUGUUUUUAGAUGUAACAUAAAAGUAUAACCAAAUCAGUACUGUGGGAAACAAAAGUUAGUGGGGGAAAGUAAUUGUAUAGUAGUGAUUUUUGUUGAUUUUGUAAAGGCUAGUCUUGAAAAGGUUUUUUUCCUUUUCCUUGUCCUUCAGCUUGAAUCAUGGAAUAUCUCCUCUGGACAGAAUGAGAUCAGAGAAGACAGCCCUGUGGGGGUGGUGGGGACGUCUUCUUCCGUGUGAUGGAGAUGAAACUCUGUUAUAUUCUUAUUUGAAUGACCCUUUUUGGCGAAAGGAACACUUAAUAUAGUUCUAUACGGCAUAUAAACAUUAACCCAGCAAGACUGGAAGAAUAUUUGUUAUUAUUUCAAUACAUUUUUUAGAUUCAUAUAUUUAUUUAUGAAGUUGGUGUGAACAUUAUUAUUA
This is a messenger RNA of Humulus lupulus (European hop), 1600 nucleotides long. RefSeq lists its product as uncharacterized. The transcript is spliced from 6 exons. The coding region runs from base 57 to 986 and encodes 309 amino acids. The record is from RefSeq and is a predicted model, not a curated record. Gene Ontology annotation, molecular function: S-adenosylmethionine-dependent methyltransferase activity. NCBI's taxonomy places the organism in Eukaryota, Viridiplantae, Streptophyta, Magnoliopsida, Rosales, Cannabaceae.